Molecule: messenger RNA, 294 nt
Organism: Anthostomella pinea
Lineage: Eukaryota; Fungi; Ascomycota; Sordariomycetes; Xylariales; Xylariaceae
Source: the annotation of a GenBank genome assembly
AUGGAGGAUGCGCAGGAGAUGCUCGACAAUAUAGCUCCCCACUACAAGGCUCCACACACGUGGGCCUUCGAUAAGGAGCAAUACGUGCACGGCGCACGACAAGAGGAGGAGUUCUGUCAGGGCAUGGGCGUCACGCAAGAGCAGCUCGCGGCAUUGACGAAGGAGCGAAAGCGAAAGCGGCUGGAGGUAAUUCAGGUCUUCCACGAUGCUGCGCCCUUUAUGGAGCAGCAGAAACAUCGUGGAGACAUGAGCCGGAGAAGAAGAGGCGAAGAAGCAUGGCUGAUGUUGCGCUAA